Hypoxylon trugodes is the source of this 909-nucleotide messenger RNA. RefSeq lists its product as uncharacterized. Bases 1 to 909 code for a protein of 302 amino acids. Lineage: Eukaryota; Fungi; Ascomycota; Sordariomycetes; Xylariales; Hypoxylaceae. The record is from RefSeq and is a predicted model, not a curated record. The transcript is spliced from 5 exons.
AUGGAGUCCGCUCUCGAACCGCCCGCCGGCACGACGCCUGAUUUUGACGGGCUGUACAAGGUACCACCUGCGCAAAUUGGAAUCAGAGUGGUCUGCUUAUUUCUUUGCGCCGUUUCUAUUGCAGUACGAUGGUAUGUGCGACUGGUCAUCGUAAGGCAGCUAGACUCAAGUGAUGCUGCUCUUCUACUUUCAGGGUAUGCCAACAUCCUCGAAAUCGUAUACGGUCCGACUAUGUUCUUUGCGAAGUACGCCGUUCUGCGACAAAUCGAAGCAAUUUUCUUCACGCAUCGUCGAGAUAGCUUUGCUUUCAAGUUCGUUUGGACACUUAUAUGGGCAAAUCUCAUGUUUUACGUCGCUAUUAUGAUUUCGUUCAUAUUUGCUUGCAUGCUGCGAGAGAAAAUUAAGAACCCGGAGUUGCCAGGUCGCUGUAUCGACUCAAACAGCAGCAUCAUUGCCACGGGUGCAAUUAACGUAGUUUCCGACAUUACGAUACUUAUAAUACCAUUAAUCUCCGUCUACCGGCUGCAGAUGCCUUUGAAAACGAAGAUUGGAGUGGCAGGAGUCUUUGCUGUCGGUAUAUUCGCAUGCAUUGCUAGCAUCGUCCGACUUUAUUACAGUGUUGAAUGGACAUUUACCAAAGAUUUCACCUUCGCGAUGGAGCCGGUCAGCAGUUGGGCUCUAGGCGAAUUCACCACGGUAAUCAUCGUAGCAUGUGCUCCUUCAUUUGCUAGCUUACUGCGACAUUUUGUGCGGAUGGGGAAGGACAGACGGAGUAGAAAGUCGUCCUACCCUUUGUCGGACGGUAGCAAUAGCAAGUUAAAGCACAAUUCAUCCAGGGCUCGUACGGCUAUAGAGGAUAAAACCGACUACGCCCUCGAAGCAUCGCGCAAGCAUACCAACACAAUAUAG